Nothobranchius furzeri (turquoise killifish) is the source of this 2554-nucleotide messenger RNA. It is a transcript of the gene traf3ip2l, whose product is annotated as TRAF3 interacting protein 2-like. Lineage: Eukaryota; Metazoa; Chordata; Actinopteri; Cyprinodontiformes; Nothobranchiidae. The record is from RefSeq and is a predicted model, not a curated record. Gene Ontology annotation, biological process: humoral immune response; positive regulation of canonical NF-kappaB signal transduction.
CACCCCCAGAGGGAAAUAAUCUCCCCCACAGUGAGAGGCAACCGGAAGAGGGGGAAGGUGGAGACUUGGGGCGGAGGGAGGCGGUUCGAGUCCCAGCUGCGCAUCAGCCUUUCGGCCGUCAGAACUUUUCACCUGGCAACGAAAGUUUUCAGCUCACUCACAACUUAUUGGUGGAAGUCACGUUUUAGGGGAGACAUUUGUCGGGUUUAGUCAGCAGAGUUACCCGGAAGAGGCUCGGACCAGCGGCGGUGAGUGUGCUGCUCUUACCUGUAAUAACCGGUCUGACUCGUCUGAUUUACCUGCCGACACUUAAACAAACAGCUACGUUUACCUUCGUCCUCUGACACGUUUAAGGCUUUAUGGUCGAGAGGAAUGUCCGAAACGAGGACAGAAACGGUUUAGGUGAUUUGAUGCAGGUCCAUAAUUUAAAUAAGUGGAGGGAAAAGCUGAUGGAGAAACAUUUCUGGGUCGGUUUCAGUGGAAAGUUGAAGCAGGUUUGCUUGUGAGCGACCACAGAGGUUUAACAUGGACUGGGACACUGAGGCGGCCCCGAAUGACUUUCUGCUGCUGCAUGCUGGGAAAUGAUCUGUGAUCAUCAUGGAACCUGAGUAGCCAGUGGGAACCGGAAGUAACUGGUGCUUUAGCAGGAGUUUAGGUGAAGUUUAAAGGAGAAACACAUGGAUGUUAGGAGGAAAACUCCCAGUGAUGCUGCCCGCCCCCGUCUGCUCGCGUUCUGCUCCAAAUAGACCACUGAUUGUUCCGGUUAAUAUGUUGCCCGUGCACCGUUGCAUCAGCCUGCUGAGCUCCCGCCACAACACCCCUGAAGAGGACGAUGAGACUAUGAGCUCAGAGAAGCGAGAAGCCAGCCACAUGGUGGACGCCACCACUAACCUCCAUGGCCACCCACGACUCUUAGACCACGGCUCCGUGUUUAGCAGACAGAGGUGGAGCAGCAGGCAGGAAGACUUGCGCCACCCAAACAUCUCUAGCUUCGGCUCAUCCCAACCCCCUCACAGCCUGCCAGCCGGAUUCACCCAGCCGACUCCGUUCCCGAGCCAGGUCAGCUGGCUCCACUCGAGCCUUAACAGCAGCUGGUCGGGUUAUCCCAACAGCCUGCCGUCCUGUCUAAGCCAGAAACAUUACCCUAACUGUUGUGAGGACAGAUGCAAGUCGCUCUCCCUCCCUGGUCAGCGCUGCAGUAACACCUUCAGCUUGGAGCAGCCACUGUCUCUGCACUCCAACCCUCCGUCGGCAGAGCUGUACCACCAUACGCUGUCUCCGUACUCCGGUCCGCCAGCAGGACCUGCAUGUUGUGCCCAGUGUCCUGCUGAAGCCUUCAGUAGGAGGCCUAUAGUUGACAGACACGCAUGGCCUCCGUGCAGCCAGUACUAUCCAGGAGACUACAGACUUCCUGGAGCAGGAUUCACACAACUCGGCCCCAACAUCCCGGUCAAAGAGAGACGCCCGGCUUACAGCACGCCACUUUCUCUGGAGCAGAGGAGGGUCUUUGUCACGUACGAAGCAGACAAUGACAAGCACGUCAAUGAGAUCAUCAACUUUGUGGCUCUGCUGCGACACAACGGCUUUGAUACUCACAUUGACAUUUUUGAGCAGCAGUUCAGGAGUAUAAGCAAGAUUGACUUCAUGGAGCGGUAUCUCAGCGAGAAAGAAUAUCUGAUCAUCAUCAUCAUCAGUCCCAAGUACUUUGAGACGGUGACGGCCCCCCCGUUUGACCUGGAGAAUGACGAGAGGACCUUCAACACGGUCUACAUACACAAACAGCUUCAGAACGAAUUCAUCCAGAAUGGAAGCAAGAAUUUCCGGUUCAUUCCCGUUUUGUUUCCUGGGGCUAAAAAAUGUCACGUUCCUAACUGGCUUCAAAACACUCACAUCUUUGCUUGGCCGCGCGAUCGAGAUGAUAUUCUACGACGUCUGAUGAGGGUGGAGAAGUAUCAUCCACCUCCUAUUGGAGAUCUUCCAACCAUCGUUUCCGUCCCCAUAUAGAAGCAAACUGACCUGAGGACAGCCGGGACUGAUGUCUGAAGGGGGCGUCCUGCAGAGCGGAGGUGGACAGAGGAAUGUGUUCACACCUUAAAGCCCGUCGCAUGUUUUCCUUCCAACUCGUUAUGUGACACGUGGACACGGAGAACCAACGUGACACGUGGACACGGAGAACCAACGUGACACGUGGACACGGAGAACCAACGUGACACGUGGACACGGAGAACCAACGUGUCACAAAGGGACGUGUAGCUUUUCUUUUAUCUCCUUGCUUCAUGUCCAGCCCUUCCUAUGUUUACUGGUGCUUUUACAUCUGAAAAUGGUUUAGAAAAUGUUGUUCUUCAACACAUCGUCAUACCUGAGAUGUUUCAUAAUCUACUGGGACUUUGAUGAGUUUAGAUCUCCUCUCAGUGCUAUCGUGUUUUAAGUUGACGUGUUUGGUUUAUACGGAACAGCUUUUAAAGAGAAUCCAAGUUUAUAUUUGCAUUGGUUCACUUAAUUUAUGCAACGUGUUUUUCUUUUUUAUACUGAAUAAAAGCACAAAUGUUCUGGA